GAUCCGAGGGAAAAACCGGGGACUCAGUUUAUCACGUACCGAGAAAUUCUUCGUUUCAGCAUCAUCACCAUGUUGUCCAAUUACAGCCCGAAGCACAGUCUAAUGCUGAAUUUUGAUAGAGCUCAUCGUGAACAGCCAGAUUCGAAGAAAGGGGGGAUGAGAUCCGGGUUCAUCUGCAAGAGACACAGAAAAUAAAAAACAUACGAUCCGUUCAGCUACCUGGCGCUUAACCAGGAAAAUCACUGCUGGAGUGGCCAGCAUGUCACGAGGUGGCAGAAUCCGAUAAUGUGUGAUUGCGUGUAGCAUCGGCGCAAGUCGAAUUUCGGUCAUAUUCCGUGUCUGGAUAUUAUUCCACUAUUUUUUAAUUUUUCAGGUUGGAUGCGAUUGUUCCCUUUACGUCUGGACGAUGCCUGAAGCCCCAGGUAUAUAUAAGGGGCUCGAAAGUCCUUUGACCAGCUGGUUGAUUUGACUUUGUUUGUUCCUUUCUUUCUUUCAUCUACUCAUCACUCAAUUGCAUUCGCAAUUUCCCAUUAAUACAUAUUUCACUUGCUCCACAUAUUGCACCCAAUUGCAUAAGUGCUGCGAUCCAUCCAAAUUAUCAUGUCUGUUCCUACCACUCAAAAGGCUGUUGUCUUUGAAUCCAACGGAGGUCCAUUGCUCUACAAGGACAUUCCCGUGCCCACUCCUAAGCCCAACGAAAUCUUGAUCAACGUCAAGUACUCCGGUGUCUGUCACACUGACUUGCACGCUUGGAAGGGAGACUGGCCAUUGGACACUAAGUUGCCAUUGGUUGGUGGCCACGAAGGUGCUGGUGUUGUUGUCGGAAUUGGUUCCAACGUCACGGGCUGGGAACUCGGUGACUACGCUGGUAUCAAGUGGUUGAACGGUUCUUGUUUGAACUGUGAAUUCUGCCAGCACUCCGACGAGCCAAACUGUGCUAAAGCCGAUUUAUCUGGUUACACACAUGACGGUUCAUUCCAACAAUACGCUACUGCUGAUGCCGUACAGGCUGCCAGACUCCCCAAGGGUACUGACUUGGCCCAGGCUGCUCCUAUCUUAUGUGCUGGUAUCACCGUCUACAAGGCUUUGAAGACCGCUCAAAUCCAACCAGGUAACUGGGUAUGUAUUUCCGGUGCUGGUGGUGGAUUGGGUUCUCUUGCUAUCCAAUAUGCCAAGGCCAUGGGUUUCAGAGUCAUUGCAAUUGACGGUGGUGAAGAAAAGGGUGAAUUUGUCAAGUCAUUGGGUGCCGAAGCCUACGUGGACUUCACUGUCUCCAAGGACAUUGUCAAGGACAUCCAGACUGCCACUGACGGUGGCCCACAUGCUGCCAUCAAUGUAUCUGUCUCUGAAAAGGCCAUUGCCCAAUCCUGUCAAUACGUCAGAUCCACCGGUACCGUAGUGUUGGUUGGUUUACCAGCCGGUGCCAAGGUUGUUGCUCCAGUGUUCGAUGCCGUUGUCAAGUCCAUCUCCAUCAGAGGUUCUUAUGUCGGUAACAGAGCUGACUCUGCUGAAGCCAUUGACUUCUUCACAAGAGGCUUGAUCAAGUGUCCUAUCAAGGUCGUCGGCUUGUCGGAAUUACCUAAGGUCUACGAGUUGAUGGAAGCCGGAAAGGUCAUUGGUAGAUACGUUGUUGACACCUCCAAGUAAACAAGCCGUGCUAGAUAGUGCUUUGUUCUAUUCCACCUCGUGUUUUAUUUACCUUUUAACUAGUGCUAAUUUACGAAUAAUGUACGUUAGAAAAAUUG
Messenger RNA from Scheffersomyces stipitis CBS 6054, 1745 nucleotides. RefSeq names its product Adh1p (gene ADH1). Lineage: Eukaryota; Fungi; Ascomycota; Pichiomycetes; Serinales; Debaryomycetaceae. Gene Ontology annotation, molecular function: zinc ion binding; oxidoreductase activity. The transcript has a single exon. The record is from RefSeq and is a predicted model, not a curated record. Bases 601 to 1647 code for a protein of 348 amino acids.